This is a messenger RNA of Pteronotus mesoamericanus, 4050 nucleotides long. RefSeq names its product EGF like, fibronectin type III and laminin G domains (gene EGFLAM). The coding region runs from base 127 to 3180 and encodes 1017 amino acids. The record is from RefSeq and is a predicted model, not a curated record. NCBI's taxonomy places the organism in Eukaryota, Metazoa, Chordata, Mammalia, Chiroptera, Mormoopidae. Gene Ontology annotation, molecular function: protein binding; calcium ion binding. The transcript has 23 exons.
CCUCAGCCUCCGACCUCUUCGCCCCGGCCAGCAGGUCCGCGGGGCCGGCGUCCUGUACGGCCCCAGGAGACGCCCUUUUUCUGUGCGCCCAGGACUUGGUGAAACUUUGCAGGCGCCCGCGGUGAAAUGGAUUUAAUCCAAGGCAUCUUGUUCCGGCUCUUGCUCCUGGCUUCCAGCCCCAGACCCGGCUUUGUGUCGCUUGGAGAAGCUCUUCGAAAACCAGGCAAGGUGGGGCCUGCCCUGCAUGUCAUGCUGGACCCGUUGAACUGCACGGCUUUCAGCGUCCAGUGGAAGACGCCCAGGCAUCCUCGGCACCCCGCCGCGGGGUACACAGUCUCCUACAGAGCGGUCGGCGCGGAUGAGCCCCCGCAAGAGCGGCGCCGGGGCCUGCAGCCCAGCCAGGACGCGGCCACCCCUGGCCAGCCUGGUCAUCAAGUGAUUUUUGAGGAGGUGAUCGGAGAUUUGAAACCAGGCACCGAAUACGAAGUAAAUGUGGCAGCUUCCAGCCCGACAGGCAAAAGGUGGCUUAGCUCUUCGCAGCACGUGACCACCUUGCCCCAAGAUUCCUGCCUGCCUCCCACAGCACCCCAACGGCCGCACGUCACCGUGGUUUCUGAGUCCGAGGUGGCUCUGUCCUGGAAACCGGGAGAGAGUGAAGGAAGCUCCCCUAUUCAGUACUAUUCUGUGGAAUUCAUCAGACCAGAUUUCGACAGGAGUUGGGCCUUAAUCCAAGAGCGCAUCCAGAUGGACUCCAUGGUUAUCAAGGGCCUCGAUCCGCAUACCAACUAUCAGUUCUCCGUGAGGGCCAUCAAUCCCCACGGCCCCAGCCCCCGCAGCCAGCCCAGCGACACCGUCCGGACCUCCCGCCCUGAGGAGGCGGGAAGCGGCCGCUAUGGACCCCAUUACAUAACCAGCUCAGGCAUCAGUGAGGAUGACGAUGGAUUUGAAGACGACUUAGAUUUGGAUAUUUUCUUUGAAGAGGUUAAACCACUUCCUGCUAUCAAAGGGGGGAAUGAGAAAUUAUUGGUGGAAUCCAAGAUCGCGCCAAGAGCAACCCCAAAGGCCAUUUCCAAGCCCGCGCCCCCUACCCCGGCGUCUCUCCCCACGACGACGGAGGCCCCCCAGCCCACUCCAGGGAAGAGGGAAGACCUGAGAGGCGCGCCCAUGAUGCCCCGACUCUUCGACAAGUCUUGCGAUGAAACCCUCUGCCCCAUUGACAGCUUCUGUGCCAAUGACUACAGCUGGGGGCGCUCACGGUGCCACUGCAACCUGGGCAAAGGCGGCGAGAGCUGCUCAGAAGACAUCGCUAUACAGUAUCCUCAGUUCUUCGGCUACUCUUACGUAACCUUUGAACCUUUGAAGAAUUCCCAUCGGGCAUUUCACAUCACUCUUGAAUUUCGGGCAGAGGCGGAGGACGGCUUACUGCUCUACUGCGGGGAGAACGAGCACGAGAGGGGCGACUUCAUGUCCCUGGCCCUCACCCAGCGUUCCCUCCAGUUCAGAUUUAAUUGUGGAACUGGAGUCGCCAUCAUCGAAAGUGAGAGCAAAAUCAAACUGGGGGGCUGGCACGUGGUGACGCUCUACAGAGACGGGCUGAACGGGCUGCUGCAGCUGAACAACAACACGCCGGUGACAGGCCAGUCCCCGGGCCAUUACAGUAAAAUUACCUUCCGGACGCCUCUUUAUCUUGGUGGGGCUCCCAGUACUUACUGGUUGGCCAGAGCCACCGGAGCCCACCGAGGCUUUCAGGGCUGCGUGCAGUCGCUCACAGUGAAUGGGGAGAGGAUGGACUUGAGGCCCUGGCCCGUGGGGAAGGCGCUCAGCGGGGCCGACGUGGGUGAGUGCAGCAGCGGGAUCUGCGACGAGGCCUCCUGCGUCAACGGCGGCACCUGCACGGCGGUCAGAGCUGACUCCUACAUUUGCCUCUGUCCCCUUGGAUUUAAAGGUCGACACUGCGAGGAAGCGUUCACCUUGGCCAUCCCUCAGUUCAGAGAGUCCCUGAGAUCCUACGCUGCCACGCCCUGGCCCCUGGAGCCCCGGCAUUACCUUUCCUUCACGGAGUUUGAGAUCACGUUUCGGCCGGACUCGGGCGACGGCGUCCUCCUGUACAGCUACGACACGGGCAGCAAGGACUUCCUGUCCCUCAACAUGGCAGGCGGCCACGUGGAGUUCCGCUUCGACUGCGGCUCUGGGACUGCUGUUCUCAGGAGUGAAGACCCCCUUGCCCUCGGCCACUGGCACGAGCUGCGUGUGUCUCGCACGGCGAAGAAUGGCCUCCUACAGGUGGACAAGCAGAAGGUGGUGGAGGGCAUGGCGGCGGGUGGCUUCACACAGAUUAAUUGCAACACGGAUAUUUUUAUUGGCGGAGUCCCCGAUUACAACGAGGUGAAGGACAAGUCGGGUAUCCGCAAGCCAUUUAGCGGGAGCAUCCAGAAGAUCACCCUGAACGACCGCGCCGUCCACGUGAAGCAUGGCCUGAGCUGGGGCGUGAACGUGGAGAACACGGCCCACCCCUGCGUGGCGCGCCCCUGUGCGCACGGCGGCAGCUGCCAGCCCCGGAAGGAGGGCUAUGAGUGUGACUGUCCCUUAGGCUUCGAGGGUCUGCACUGCCAGAAAGCCAUCACAGAAACCAUUGAGACGCCGCAGUUCAUCGGCCGCAGUUACCUGGCCUAUGACAACCCAGACAUCCUCAAGAGGGUGUCAGGGUCAAGGUCAAAUGUGUUCAUGAGGUUCAAGACGACUGCCAAAGAUGGCCUGUUGAUGUGGCGGGGAGACAGCCUCGUGUCCAGCAGUGACUUCAUUUCCUUGGGCCUUCGGGAUGGAGCCCUGAUGUUCAGCUAUAACCUGGGCAGCGGCGUGGCAUCCAUCACAGUGAACGGCUCCUUCAACGAUGGGCGGUGGCACCGGGUCAAGGCUGUUCGGGAUGGCCCAUCAGGAAAGAUAACCGUGGAUGACUACGGGGCCAGGACAGGCAAGUCUCCUGGCACCAUGAGACAGCUCAAUAUCAACGGAGCUCUGUAUGUGGGUGGAAUGAAGGAAAUUGCUCUGCGCACUAACAGGCAGUACCAGCGAGGCCUCGUGGGCUGCAUCUCUCACUUCACCCUGUCCACCGAUUACCACGUUUCCCUCGUGGAAGACGCCGUGGACGGGAGAAACAUCAACACCUGUGGAGCCAAGUAACGCCAGCUGGCCUUGCCCAAGGGACCGAGCAUUCUGUCUUGAGAAUCCCGGGGCCCCGAGGCCCUGCCUGAUGCCAUACACCGAGGCAUGGGGCCAGCUGUGUUUCCUCUCAUCAAGGGGAAGUGCGCCCUGGUGAGAAGCUAGAACCCAGACAGCAGUCCCUGUGUGGCUUUUCCUGCUGAUACUCUGUGGGCCAAACCCAGCGGAAUCUUCUGUGUAGGAAGCACCGAACUUUGUCCGUUGAAUGUGCAGUGGCUGCCAGAGAUCACACACCAGGCCAAUUCCGGAGCCUGUCUGCUGUAGCUCAAUGACUGCAUUGUGAGUCAUAGUGCGUUAAACAAAGACGAGAGAGAGGCCCAAAGGGCAGUAUUAAAAUACUUCUCUCCUUCCCUGACUCAUGACACUUACUGACAGCAGAACGACUGUGUGACCUUGAACCUGGAAUUUCUCACCUUGGCCCAUGAAUGAUUAGGGUUAAUCCCUUCCACUCCUCACUGGCUGUUUCAAUGUGCUCUGACUAUCCCAUGAAAAUAAGGGUGCGGGGAGACUAAAUGUAAACUCAUAAUCAUAAUGCCGCCCCCUGAAGUUUACCUUUAGUGAGAAUUCCCUACUUUUUCUAAUGCUAAUCUAAGAAAAUGGGCGCCCUGAUUUUGUAGCUGUCCUUUUAUAUGUGUAUAUUUUUAUAGCUGCAGAUUGUCCACACAGUAUAAUUUUGCAAGUUUGGGUGGACAGCCCCGAGUUCUUUGCACAGUCCCUGAAAAUGCUCUCCCAGAGCAGGCUUGCUGGGCCCUUGGUGGCAUCCGUGGAGUGGGGUAGGUGACUCGGGGCGGGCGCACUCUUGGGGAGCUGACCGUUCUCCUUCAGGGAAUG